UUCCUUUUUAUCUUAUCAUUCUAUCACUUUGUGCUUCCUGAUCUCUGCCAUCUGGUUUUCAGUCUGUCCCUUCUAACCCCCACCCCCAUUCUUUUGUUUCUGUCACAGUCACUAGUCACUAUGCUUUUUUUUUGUCUCACCCUCCUGUAUUCUCCUCUGCCUUUUUCAUUCAUUUUCAUUUGUAUCACCUUUCUUUCCUGAUCCUUGCAUAUCCAUGCAACAUUUUUACGUACAUUUUCUUGUACCCUUCUCAUUUCUAUCCUCCCCUCCCCCUACAUCCACUAUCUCUCUUCUUCCUACAUCUUUAUCUCCCUCCCCAACACCUUAUACCUCCUUUCUCUUUACCUCCUUCCCCAACACCUUAUACCUCCUAUCUCUCUUUACCUCAUUUCCCCUUCACCCACUCUCUCUCUUCUCCCUAUGCCUCAUUUCUCCCUUCUCUUUACCUCCCUUUCCUACACCCUCUAUCUCUCUUCUCUUUACCUUCCUCCCCAACACCUUAUACCUCCUAUCUCUUUACCUCAUUUCCCCUUCACCCACUCUCUCUCUUCUCCCUGUGCCUUAUUUCUCCCUCUUUACCUCCCUUCCCAAUAGUUUAAGUCUCCUUUCUCUUUACCUCCCUCCCCAAUACCUUAUUUCUCCCUUCUCUUUACCUCCCUUUUCUACACCCUCUAUCUCUCUUCUCUUUACCUCCAUCCUUCCCCUGUGCCUUAUACCUUCCCUUACACACCAUACCUCCCUUCUCUUUACCCUCAUGAAGAUAUCUGUCUGGUUGUAAUCUCAUUUUCAGUUCUGUGUUUAGAAAUGAUAAAACCCUGAUUUCCAGCUGAUUGAUAUUCAGUGCAGUUUGCAUCUAGUGAAAAAUUGUCAGACUAUAUGGUGCAGCAAGGGUAAUGUGAUUAUAAAGUAUCAACAUUCUCCAUUUAAAUCCGAAGUCUAAGUUGAUUGUGUCCGGGGACCAUUAAUUCUGACAAACCCACAGUGCUUCCUAGGCAAGGUGGAGACGGUUGCGAUUCUUCCUGCACUCCACAGACGAUGUAAAAGCUCAUUAUUGACAUUCAACAUAAUCACGGCCGUCAGAUUACAGGCAGACUUGUCUGAGCACGAGAAUUGGCUGGGGUUGUCAAGGAAACGUGUAAUGGAAAGAGAGCAGUUACCAUGGAUUUGGAUGACACAUGUCCGGUUCCUGAUAAAACCAUGGUACCUGUUAAUGGAGCAAAUGGCAAACACGUUCCCAACAUAGCAAGUGUCACAUCUGAGUGUGUUAAUGAGAGUAAUUUGAUGCUGGCGGCCCUCAAUGGAUUCCUGAUGGUCCUGGACCGAAAGAAAAACAUCAUAUUUGUAUCUGAUAAUGUGGAAGGGUUUCUUGGCAUUUCACAAACCAAGAUGAUUGGUAACUCUGCUAAGGAUUUCCUUCACCCUAACGAUAUACCAGAACUGAAAAAACAGUUCAAUCUUCAGGUGUCAACGGAGGAUGGUGACACCCAGCCAAUCAUUGAAGGAGAAUCUAUGCCCAGACUGGAAGACAAGCGAUUGUGCUAUCUGAGAAUGAGAUAUAAUACGUCCAAACCUGGCCUCCGCAGUCGACACAGUGGAUACACAUUGGUGCAGUGGUCAGGUCGCAUCAAGAUGAAAAAGUCAGUGACGCGUCCACAUGGUCAUGCGAUAGAGUGUUUGGUUUGUAUCUGUCGCCCGAUGCAGUCCACAUCCAUCACAGAGAUCCGCUUGGACGGUAGCAUGUUCAUGAGUAGACAUGAUCUUGGGAUGCGCUUCACAUUCUGUGACACCAGAAUCGUUACAUUGAUCGGCUACGAACCUUGCGAAGUUCUGGGACGGACAGCAUACCAAUUCCAUAAUCCCCUGGAUGCACAAACUGUCGGGAAGUGUCAUUCAAAUCUGAUUGUCAAAGGAACUUCGGUGAGUAAGUACUACCGUUUCCUGGGCAAGAACUGUGAGUGGGUGUGGAUGCAGACUCGGGCCACAAUUAUAUACAAUACCAAGAAUGUGCCACAGUACAUCGUCUGUAUGAAUUACAUCAUUAGUGAAGAGGAAGGUCAGCGCUACAUUAUGAUGGAUGAGGAAAAGACUGGUAAACAGCCGGUAUGUGCUCCGGGGGUGAUUGACUUGUCAGAAACACCCACAUGUGAAGAGAAGGGAGACCACAGUGACUCAGGCUACAUAAGCAGUAAUAGUCCCUACUCCAGCACGAAUCCAAGUCCUGCAGACGGUCACCGCAGUGAUGAUAACAAUGGUACCCUGACAGAAGCUGACAGCGACUUUCCUCCUGGUGUAUUCCAGGAAGUCGCCAACACUAUUAACCCAAGUCAAGAGUCCAUCUUUGAGAUGAUCAAUAGCUUUGAUAAGGAGACUGGUCAACUUUGUGAUAAGAGAUCUGACCAGUCUCCAUUGUCAGAGGCUGGAGGCUGGAUGGAUCCACAAGGUGACAUGGCAGCUAUGUGCCCACCCUCUGCUGACACAAACGUAUAUAUUCCAGCAACUUCCAACCAAAUGAUUUCUCCUCCAAGUCAGCCUACGAGAGAGUUUCAGAGACUGCUCUCUAGCAAUGGUGACAACACAAGCCUGACAUCAUCCUUGCUUCAGACACAGAUAUACACACCACAAGGCAACUUUUCCUCUGUUGGAACAGGUCUCCAUGGUAACUGUGAUAUUUUACCUUCACAGCCAGGAAAGUCCUUCAGCUCCAGUUUGUCUUCUGUAAGCUCUGCCUCUGGACUAAUACCAAUGGAGGCAGCCAGCAGCAGUAGGUCUCCCAGCGUCUGCUCAGGACUUGUGUCUUCACCCACUAUGCCAUCUGACACCGAUAUAACCAUGUUGUCUCCCAUUCCUACUACAUCAGCACCUCAACUUCAUGAUCUACAGACUGCUCCUGCGACAUCUUCCCCUCAAAGGAAUCUUCUGGACCUUCAACCUGUGACUUCUCCAGCACAAAGAAAUCUCAUAAGCUUACAGUCCAUUCCGGCAUCUUGUUCCCCAAAUAGUAUUUUAAACCUGCAGUCUAUUUCUACAUCUUCUCCACAGCAAAAUUUGCUCAACCUCCAGCCACUUUCUGUUCCAUCCUCUUCACCUCUGAUUAAUCUUCAGCCAGUCACUUCACCUCAAAAUAUCCUCAAUGCACGGACAAUUCCUUCCUCUGGUGUGGAGACUCCACAAAGCAUACUUAAUCUGCAGACAGAUUCUCCCCAGAGUCUGGUUAACACUUUGCACCAGAAUGUUCCACCUAGUUCCACACAUCCCCAAAACCUACUAAACGUACAUCCUGUCACAUCAGCUCAGCUUCUUGACCUCCAGUCCAGCAAUGCUGUUACAUCUGUCACCUCACCAGUAAGUCCUCAAAAUCAACCAGUUAGUCCAAACUGUUCGCAGGAUAUGAUGAACCUGCAGCUGGGCAUAACUGGAGACAGCAAUGGGAGUGACAUAACUGGAUCAGGAGUGGGCGACUCUCUACCACCAGAGAUUUCUGACCUGUGGCUUCAGUUCUGCAGCACAAUGACUGACAAUCAAGUCCAGCAAGUUUUAGAUGAGUUUCGUCGCGAAGAGCUUCUGUCGUCAAUAGAAGAGCGUCGCAAUAGACAACAGGCUACGGUGGGUCCAGUACAAGCCACACCAAAUAUGGGUUGUAUGCCAAAUUCUUAUACCAACCAAAAUGUCAAUUACCAAGGAUGUCAGAAGUUUCCAACUGUCGGGCCAACAUUUGCUCAGGGCUGCGAUCGCUGUGUUGCCGUGCAGAAUGGAUCAGAACAUUUCCCCAGUGCUACAGUUCAGAGUCCAUACUCUGUACCAAUGUCCCACACCCAGGCCAAUAGGCUUAUUCCUAACAGUGCUAUAUCUUGUGCAAGCUGUUCCACUUCUCAAAACGGACAUUAUCUGUGUGUGCGGCAUAAGAACAAUUCGCCCUACAGCCACACCCAAGUUAACAGUGAUGGAAAAUCAACCACCAUGUCAGAACUAGAGAAAAUGUUGCGUGGCUACUCUAGUACCACACAGCAGCAGUGUGUUGGCACUUACUGCGAGUCGCAGUCUAUUAACUCAUACGACCUUGAUAUUGGUGGAUCAACUCUGCUCAAACAGAUGUUGACUGGUCAUCUGUCCGGUGAGUGUUAUCAUGCGAUGGAGAAGCGUCGACAAGCCACCACUAAUGUAUCAAAUCAGUGACUCACUGGACAAGAUUGACUUUCUGACCUGAUUAACCUUUUGGUGUCUAACAUUACACUCUACGUCUUCUAUCAGGGGUUAAGAUACACCUGAAUGCCAAGUGCAAAAAUGAUUAGUAAACACGUUGGUUUCAAUGUCUUGACCAGAGUGAAUACUAGUGACCACAGCAUUCUUUAAGUGACCCUUUAUUCUGUAAACAUGGUUGCGAAUGACCUCUGAGACAGUAGACUCAGUCAUCUCCCUUGUUUGACAAUACUUUUGGUUACUUGAUGUAAUCUGGCAUUGGAAAAGUUUGCAGCCAAAAUACUGACGUGGCAGUUUGUGACAUUACCGCCAGUAUUAGACUGUGCAGUGACAAGCACUUCUGUUCUCAGCAAUAUUGCACACUGUCAUCAAGGUUAAAGGUGUAGGUGUUGUCACUAGAACCAAGGAACAUUGACAGUUUAUAAAAUUUAACAGACAGGAACUAUUUUGUCAUAGACAUACUGUCAAACUCGAAAAAACUUUUGUAUAUCUAUGAAAACUGUAGAUCAUAAUCAUUAUUGUGAUCCAUCACAAGGGAUUUCCUUGUAACUUGUACAUUAGUGUUUUUGUCUUAGGAAAAGCCUGUAUUUUUUCCACAAUUGUUAAUUGCUGUAUGGGGUAAGGUCCAUACGCUUGGUCUGAAGAUGUGGAUCUGUUGUUCUGACAGUUAUAGCGGUAUGAAUGUAACAGAAUUAAACAAUAUCAUUAGGUUAAUAGGAUGUAGCAUAAGCACUUGCUUGGGAAAGAUGCCAAAUUGAUUUAAAAGAGAAAAACACAAAUAAUCCUUCUACAUGUUGAGCUGAGGGAUAUUCUCAUCAUAUUCAGCUUUAUUUAUCAUUGAUCAGUCCAGUUACUGAAUGAGUGUUUUGUAAGUAAAAAUAAGUGAUAACUUAUAAAAAUUCUCCACCAUAGCAAUUUUAUCUGUUUAUUUGGUGUGUAAAGGCAUUUCUUGGUCCACUCAGCUGGUCAGUCAAGCCACUUCAUGGUCUGCUGAACUGGUCAGCUAAUUAGUACAGCCACAUGGUCUGCUCAGAUGAUCAGAACAGCCACUUUGUCUGCUCAUCUGGUCAGUACAGUCACUUUCUGUGCUCAAAUGGUCAGCUAAUCAGUAUAGCCACUUGGUCUGCUCAACUGGUCAGUUGGUUAGUACAACUUAUCGGUUGAGCCACCUCUUGGUCUGCUCAACUGGUCAGCUGGUCAGUUGAGCCUUCCUGGUCCAUUCAACUAGUUAGUGCAUGCACAACUUAUCCCUCUCAUCCACCAAACUUUUUUCCAAUCCUCUAAUCAAUCUAUAUGUUUUAGAAUUGCUUUCCCCUGGUAUGACAUUCUCUGUAGGACAAAUUUGAUACCUAUUUCUUAAUUCUCUGUCACUCAAAAUCAAUUUAAAAAAUAUCAAAUGUUUAAACUAAAACUGAAGAAUGAAAAAGAAAGAUUUUUUUUAGGACUUUCCUUUUUAUUUGAAGUAAUCUUAAUUUGAUCUGUAUGGAAAGUACAAGGCAAGAGACUUAAGACUGUAGAUCUAGAGUGUAAGAAGGUUAUAGACUUAAAACAGUAGAUCUAGAGUAUAAGAAGACAAGAGACUUAAGGCAGUAAAUCAGUAGUGCAAGAAGAUUAGAGACUUAAGACAAUAAAUCUGGUGUAAGCAGGCAAGGUGCUUUAGACAGAAGAUGAGAUGUAUAUGAAAAACUGUUUAGAAAUUCCAUGUCACAUUGCUAUGCAGUGUCUCGGUCAAAUUGAAAGAAGUGUGAAUGGAAUAAUGAAUGUCUUGGAUAUUGUGGUGAGAAUCAUACAAAUUUUUGUCUGUUCUAGAUAAGUUAUAUAUUUUGUCUCGUUUCCCAUAUAUUAGCGUAGUAAGAUCUUUCCAAUAACUAUCUACAUUUACGUAAACAGAUUUCCCAGGGAGCAGUGUACAUAUCUCUCAUUUGAUAUAUAUAGACCCUUACUUAUUUAUGUGAAUUUGAAAGUCUGAAAAAAUAAUAUGUAAUCUUACUGUUUCUCUAAUUCUAUUUUAUAUGCUAGGUGAGGUAUUUUACCUGUUGAAAUAAAUAUAGAUUUGAUAUGUAUAGUUAAUGAAAUUAACAUGAGAUAUGUUUCUGUAAUGUACAUAAAAUAUACUUUAUGUUUACAGCAUGCAUACGUCAUAUUUUUUCCUGAGAAUUAUGUAAUGCAUUGUUAAGUUAAGAAGUAAUUUUUCAACAGUGAGGAAGUGUUUCAUUUCAAGGACAUUCUAUCUUCUUUUAAUUUCCUGUUUUUCACAUAUUUUAAGAAGACACUUCUUCCCCCUCCUCCCCUCCCCUCCCCCAAAACACACAUUUUUAUCCUUUAUUUUAUCUAUAGAACCUGUUGGCUAUAUAUAGUCCAACAGAAAGUCUUAUGUAGAUUUUUCUUUAGUUCAACAGAAAAUCCUGUACAUCGGUAAAUAUGUUGUUAUUAGUCCAACAGAAAGUCUUACAUAGAUAUAUUGGUUUAGUCCAACAGAAAAAGUUCUAAGUAGAUUUGUUUUAGUCCAACAGAAAGUUUUAAUUGAUAUAUUGUUUUGGUAUUGAUAAUUGUCAUUAAAUUGUUUUUAUCUGUGUUUUGAUGACACUCAAUUACGAUCAGUGAAAUUCCUCAAUUUUUACAUCCCUGAUAUAUCUAUAGAAGAUCAAAUAUACGUGUGUAGCAAUUCUAAAUUCUAAAAAAGUUAUUCCCCGAGGUAAAAAUUUUCAAAACUACACAGCAUUUAAAAUCCUUGAUAAGCCUUACAAUUUAUCUCUCUCUCUCUCUCUUUCUUUCACACACUCUCUCUCUCACAAGAAUUUAAAGGAAGAUACAUAUUAUAAUGUGUUGAUUAUAUAAGGAAAGCAAAGAAUCAAAAUUCUAUUACUGUGUUAAAGUAAAUAAUGAUAUUUGUGGUGCUGAGCUGAAUGAUACAUAAAUGGAGCUUAAUUUAUGUAAGUUUUGAUGUAAUAUUUCAUUCGUUACUCCACUAUCUUGGCCCAUGAAAAUUUUCCUUUAUUAGAUAAAUCAGCUUUUCUGAAAUAUAUAUCAAAACUGAAUUCUUUGAAGGGUCUUACAGAUAUGUUGUACAGAAUAAGUUGAGCACAGUAAUAAUGUAUAAUCAGAUAUGACACAUUGUAAUGUAAAAUUUCAGAAAAAUUAGCAAAUUUUCAUUGGCUUAUUUACAAAUAAAAGACAUCCAUUUUGUAACCAAUAACCCUGAGCUUCUUCUGCAUGUUCAGCAGGUUAUGCUAACAAGGUGACACAUAUUAACAAAUGAUGCAUUUUAUUCCAGUGAAAUAUUACAUAUUGUAUAGCAUAAUAUGCCACAGGCCUAUUUUUAGUUCCAUGAGUACCAAUUUUAAAUCUUUAACAUAAAUUUUAAUUGUUUUUAUACUUAGCGUUUAACAAUAGAGGGGAGAUAACUCUCAAAAACUAAGAAUCUGUCAGGCAAUUAUGUCAUGAAGAGCUUUUUUGUUUCAUACCAUGAUUUGAAUAUUAAGAAUAAAAUUAGUCUUGUCUUUAUCAACUCCUCUUGUCAAAGGUACUUUGAAGAUAUCUUGAUUUAUCAUUAAAUGGGAUGCAGUAUCAGGAAGUAGGUGUUGCAGGUAGGAUACAUCUUUAAGUGAACUUUUUUUCUCUUUCUCUCUAUCUUGCCAAUUUUUUACCAUAAGCCAAUCUGUUGCUUUCACAUUAAACAGAUGGAAAAUAUGAAAAAAUAAAAUCAUAUGUUAAACUUUGUUUUGUCCUUUAGAACUCUUGUAAAUCAAUAGUUGUUGUGUGUUGUGUUGGUUAACUUGUUCAGGGUGGGAAGUGUCUGAGGUAUGUUGAUAGUACAAAGCUGAUACAAUAUGUUGUGUAGUAAUUCUUAAGGUUUGGCUGUGAUCAUGCUGAUUUGAUACACACAAAAUUGUUUAGUAAAGAUUUGAACCACAAUAAUUUAUCACCAGAGUUUGAAGAGAGGUAGUAAGUCUCCAAUAAGACCAAGAUCAGAAGAUGAGUUGUGUCCCUUUGGAAAAACAUGUUUUCAGCUAAAAAUAUGACAAUAUAGCAUUAUAAAAAUGCACUGUAGAAAAGUUUGUUGGCCAAGCCAUCUGAAGUGACUAGGUUUUUGAACCGUUUAGAUAACAAAAAAACCCAUUUGUCCAUCAAACUGCUGCCUUGGAGAAUGGGUUGUUCAGAUUAGUGGUGACUGGAUAGUGGCUUCACUAGGUUAGUGGUGACUGGAUAGUGGCUUCACUAGGUUAGUGUCGACAGGAGGUGGCUCCACCAGAUUAGUGGUGACAGGAUAAUGGCUUCACUAGAUUAGUGGUUGCUGGAUAGUGGCCCAACCAGAUUAGUGGUGACUGAAUAGUGGCAACACUAGAUUAGUGGUGGCAGAAAGGUGGCUUCUCCAGAUAAGUGGUUGCUGGAUAAGGACUUUUAACUGUAUGUUGAUGUUGCUUUAAAGUAUUUACUAUCACAUUGGAAUUCUAGGCAACGAUCUCCAUCUUGAUCAUUCCAUUAUUCUUUUAAAGUACUGAAUCUCUGCAUACCUUAUCAUAUUCAUUUCUAUGUAUAUUUAACAAAUUGACAUAAACAUUUGAAUACCUGUAUGUUUGAUACCUGUUUUACUAAGGUACAUUUUUACAGGUAUAUGAUGGAGAUUUUACCUGUAUAAAGUUUACUUUUCUGCAUUUUAUUACGUUACAUGUACAUACUAUAUCAUUAUAUAGAGAUAGUGAUUUAUUUCUACACCAAUUUUUCACUUGUAAAUAUUUUAUAAUAUGGCAAUAAAUUCAUGAUAUCACAAGCAAUCAAUCACGCUUUAAAUGUUCAAAACAUACAAAGAUAUGAAUGUAUUUUUAUUUACGUUGAUGUGUAAAUUGUAUUUUUUUGUCACAUAGAAAAAAUCUGAGAGAUCUUGUUUUUCUUUCAAUCUAAUGUAAAGAGAGUUUCGGGUAUAAUCUCAUCUAUUAAUCUCACAAAGUAUCUUAAGAAUAAUGGGGAAGGGGUGGGGGUUUAGGGUAGUAGAGUAGUGUACAAAGUGUCUCAAUACAAAUAAGAUUCAGUAACACUUUGAAGAAAUUUUUUUUUUCAAAUGUGUAGUAUACAAGUAUUUGUGUAUUUUCAGAAAUCAAACAUUUUAAAUCCUGAAAUAUGUUUAUUUUUUGUCAUUUAUAACAAUUCUUUCAAUAUUAUUGAUAUGUUUUGUUGAUCAUUAAGCUAACAAAACUUAACCAUCUGAGUACAGCUGGAAGUUGCAUAUGUCAUCUAUAAAAUGCAUGGUAAGCUUUAGCUUGAGAACCUUCAUCAGGACAGAAAUGUUAUAUAGCAUUAAACACAAUUUAACUGAAUUAAGCAAACCCAGUGUGUUUACUUUUCCCCAGAGACCUCUUGUUGCUGCUAUUAGUGUCUAAUAUAUCACCUACAAUGUAUUGGCUUUCCCUAUAAAUAAUCAUCACUACUAUUACUGAUACUUCAGAAACACAUUCUAGAUUUCUGGUAUUUUGAUAAAGAUAGUUUUUUUUUUCAUUUCUAUGAUUUCAAAUAUUCUCAAAAUUUUUUUAUUGAAUUUUCAGUUCUGAAAUAUAUUGAACAUUGUACAUAUCGGUAUCUUAAAGACUUUGUCAUCAUGAUUUAUGAAUUCAAAUCAUUGCAUUAUUAUGCCAUAGAAAAAAAAUAUUUUAAACAUUUGAAAAAUAAAUUACUUUUUGAUUGAAGGAGAGAUAGAAGUAGGGAAAAUAUUUUUUGUUAACAAUCAAUGAAAUAUUCUUGAGCAAAAGGGAGGCUUAUUUCCAAUUCAUGUGAUAAUAAUUCAGACUAAAGAUAUUUUUAUGCUGUUGUGAUUUCUGCUUGACGAUGUCGAGGGAUUGUUGUUUAUUAAGCUCGUCAUUAGUUUGUGCGAUCUGAUCAUGUGUUUUGUUUGACUAGUGUCUAAUACACUGUUUAUAUAUAAAUAUAUAUUGCAUAUUAUAAAAUUU
Messenger RNA from Ylistrum balloti, 10139 nucleotides. RefSeq names its product hypoxia-inducible factor 1-alpha-like. The record is from RefSeq and is a predicted model, not a curated record. Gene Ontology annotation, biological process: regulation of transcription by RNA polymerase II. The coding region runs from base 1159 to 4173 and encodes 1004 amino acids. Gene Ontology annotation, molecular function: RNA polymerase II transcription regulatory region sequence-specific DNA binding; DNA-binding transcription factor activity, RNA polymerase II-specific. NCBI's taxonomy places the organism in Eukaryota, Metazoa, Mollusca, Bivalvia, Pectinida, Pectinidae. The transcript has 10 exons.